CUUACUAAAUUGAUGCUGUUUGGUGACUCCAUGGGUUGCCCUCAGCACGUCCUUGGGGUACGUCCUUAGGACAGGGUGUCUCCAGGCCUCCCAUCACCCAGUCCUUGGCCCAAGGCUCUCAGACAUCAGGCCUCCAACCUCCAGCUUUGAGAGUGGAUAGCAAACCGCGACCCUUCUCUGUGAUACGGACACACCUAGCUUUGCGCUCUUCGAUUCUUUGGUGAGAAGAAGAAUAAGUUGGGAGUAAGAACACAGAGGUCUUUUCCCAGCUGGACUGAGCGGAGCAGGAACAAUGAGGUCCUGAGGCCACAAGAGUUAAUGCAGUUUUCACCUUGGUCUGUAUUUACACAAUGCAGUGCCACACGUGAUGGAAGAUGUCCUUCUCGGCUGUGAAUGGCUUGGACGCUGGCCACGAAGAUGACAAAGAGGCGACGGAGUCUAUGCCGGAGGAGAGUAUAGACUGCGCACAGUAUGAGGUGAAGCAGGAGUAUGAGACGGAGGAGGUUCGUGACCCAGCCACCAACGACUACAAUGGUUCAUUCUCCUCUGAAUCUGAGUGCCUAGUUUAUAUCGGUGGGGAUGAGCCCAUGGUAAAGCGCAAGAAGGGCCCGGCCCCAAAGAUGCUAGGCAACGAGGUCUGCAGCGUCUGUGGGGACAAGGCGUCGGGAUUCCACUACAACGUGCUGAGCUGCGAGGGCUGCAAGGGCUUCUUCCGCCGCAGCGUCAUCAAGAACGCGCAGUACACCUGCAAAAGCAGCGGCAAGUGUGAGAUGGACAUGUACAUGCGCAGGAAAUGCCAGGAGUGCCGACUGCGGAAAUGCCGGGAGGCCGGAAUGAGGGAACACUGCGUCCUGUCGGAAGAGCAGAUCCGCAGCAAGAAGCAGAAGAAGCGGGAGGAGGACCUGGCGCAGGCGGUGCUGGCGGCAGCAGAGGACUCGCCCGUGAGCGUGGACGUGGUACGGCUGACACCGGAGCAGGAGGCGAUGAUUCAGCAGCUGGUGGCCGCCCAGCAGCAGUGUAACAAGCGGUCAUUCAGUGACCAGCCCAAAGUCACGCCUUGGCCACAGAGUAACGACCCCCAUAACCGGGAAACCCGGCAGCAACGCUUCGCACACUUCACAGAGCUGGCCAUCAUUUCAGUCCAGGAGAUCGUUGACUUUGCCAAACAGAUCCCAGGCUUCCUUGACCUCUCACGGGAGGACCAGAUUGCACUACUGAAGGCAUCCACAAUCGAGAUCAUGUUGUUGGAGACGGCGCGGCGAUACAACCACGAGACAGAAUGCAUCACGUUCCUCAAGGAUUUCACGUACAGCAAGGAUGACUUUGCACGAGCCGGGCUGCAGUUUGGGUUCAUUAACCCGAUCUUCGAGUUCUCGAAGGGCAUGAGGAAGCUGCAGCUGGACGAUGCCGAGUACGCACUGCUCAUUGCCAUCAACAUCUUCUCUGCAGAUCGGCCCAACGUUCAAGACCACGAGUUGGUGGAGAGACUCCAGCAGCCGUAUGUCGAAGCGCUUCAUUCGUACUUGCGGAUCAGGCGACCAAAGGACCACCUGAUGUUCCCUCGCAUGCUGAUGAAGCUGGUCAGCCUCCGGACGCUCAGCAGCGUCCACUCCGAGCAAGUCUUUGCCCUCAGGCUACAGGACAAGAAGUUGCCACCCCUGCUUUCCGAGAUCUGGGAUGUUCACGAGUGAAAGAGGACAAUGCUGUGAGCUGGGUGGAGAGGAGGGAAGCGGGCGUUUCUUUCCAAAACUAGAAAUGGAACUGAGAAAGAUAUCUAUAUAAAAAAAAUAGCCUGGCUUUUUUUUUAAAAAAAACUAAAAUCGAAAAGGAAAAAAUUACAAGAAGGUCUGACCAACAUGGGGGAAGGGAGGAUUGUGUUUUUGAGAGUUAUUGAACUUUGAGUGAACACAGGACACGAUGGCUGGAUGAUGUGGAGGUGUCCAUCACUGCACUUACUGAACUGAGUUCCAAUCCUCCCCAGAGAGGGGUUUCAUUAUCCCUCUCAACUACCGUUGUUUAACGUACAUUGUUUGUCAAGUCCCGCCCCAGAAAAAUUUUAACUGAUUAUUUGGGAGAUAUGUUUUGCCCAAUAAUAUAUAUGUGAAGUUCAAUGUUUUUUUUAAUGAGCUAAUUUUCGACUUAGAUCAAAUUCAAUCUGGAAUUGGAGAUUGGUUGUUGCUCUGUGUGUGUGUGUGUGUGUGAGAGAGAGAGAGAGAGAGAGAGACCGUGUGUGUGUGAGAGAGAGACACAGACUUAGAGACUGCGUGUGCGAGAGAGAGAGACUGUGUGUGUGUGAAAGACCGAGAGACCAUGCGUGUGAGUGAGAGACUGUGUGUGUGUGUGUGUGUGUGUGUGUGUGUGUGUGUGUGAAAAAGAGAGAGAGACAGACUUAGAGACCCUGUGUGUGUGAGAGAGAGACUGUAUGUGUGUGUGUGUGUGAGAGAGAGAGACUGUAUGUAUGUGUGUGUGAGAGAGAGAGAGACUGUAUGUAUAUGUGUGUGUGUG
Messenger RNA from Mobula hypostoma (lesser devil ray), 2505 nucleotides. RefSeq names its product oxysterols receptor LXR-beta-like. The transcript is spliced from 11 exons. Lineage: Eukaryota; Metazoa; Chordata; Chondrichthyes; Myliobatiformes; Myliobatidae. Gene Ontology annotation, biological process: negative regulation of transcription by RNA polymerase II; cell differentiation; lipid metabolic process. Gene Ontology annotation, molecular function: nuclear receptor activity; zinc ion binding; RNA polymerase II cis-regulatory region sequence-specific DNA binding. Bases 375 to 1691 code for a protein of 438 amino acids. The record is from RefSeq and is a predicted model, not a curated record.